Papilio machaon (common yellow swallowtail) is the source of this 639-nucleotide messenger RNA. Its product is annotated as acyl-CoA:lysophosphatidylglycerol acyltransferase 1. Gene Ontology annotation, cellular component: endomembrane system. Gene Ontology annotation, molecular function: acyltransferase activity. NCBI's taxonomy places the organism in Eukaryota, Metazoa, Arthropoda, Insecta, Lepidoptera, Papilionidae. The record is from RefSeq and is a predicted model, not a curated record. The transcript has 6 exons. Bases 1 to 639 code for a protein of 212 amino acids.
AUGGCAUAUUACAAGGAGAAGUUUAAAUAUGAGUAUGGAGAGGGCAAAGCGAAAAGGGACCAGUCGUUGGAAGAGCUCCGAGAACACAUCCACCGAUACUACAUGCCUCUGGGCAGGCAGUUCAUGGUGUUGUUCCCUGAGGGGGGGUUCCUGCAUAAGAGGAGGGAGGUUAGCCAAAGGUUUGCAGAAAAGAACAAUUUACCAAAAUUGGAAUAUGUGUCGUUACCUAGAGCUGGUGCGAUGAAAGUUAUAAUGGAAGAAAUCGGACCUCGCAGAGAUGAAGGAGCUAGCACAUCCAAAGAGAAUUCUAAAAAAGAUAACAACUUUAACCAGAACAACUUAAACAAUAUAAUCGUAGACACAAAAGCAGGUGAUAGCAUAGAAUGGAUACUGGACGUAACCAUCGCCUAUCCUGAUAGGAUUCCGUUGCACCUGCAGGACAUUGUGUGCGGCACCCGACCGCCCUGUGCCAUAAACCUGCACUACCGAUUAUAUCCAAGUAACGAGAUUCCAGCAGAUACUGAAGGGAUGACUCAAUGGCUGUAUGACAGGUUCAUAGAGAAGGACAAAAUGUUAGAAGAGUUUUACCGUACAGGCCAGUUUCCAGCGCGGGGGAACAAUUCCCAAAUUUUCAAGUGA